AUGUCGUUAAUUCGUGAGAGCGCAUUAGAAUUACGUGUCGGGAAAAAGUUCCGUCUUGGUCGUAAGAUUGGUAGCGGCUCUUUUGGUGACAUUUACUUGGGUACAAACAUGACAUCGGGAGAGGAGGUUGGUAUUAAAUUGGAAUCUAUCAAGAGCAAGCACCCACAACUGCUCUAUGAGUCAAAGAUUUACAAGAUUCUCAGUGGUGGACUCGGUGUGCCGUCUUUGCGGUGGUUUGGCGUCGAAGGUGAAUACAAUGUGAUGGUAAUUGAUCUACUGGGCCCUUCUCUCGAGGACUUGUUCAACUAUUGUGGCCGUCGCUUUCAGCUGAAAACAGUGCUGAUGAUUGCUGACCAGCUACUGUGCCGCAUUGAAUACUGCCAUGCCAAGAACUUUAUUCACCGAGAUGUGAAGCCAGAUAACUUUUUGAUUGGUCUGGGUAAACGUGCCCAGAUUGUCCACGUCAUUGACUUUGGUCUGGCCAAGAAGUACCGUGAUCCCAAAACGCACCAACACAUUCCGUACCGUGAAAACAAGAACCUCACGGGUACAGCUCGUUACGCCUCUAUCAACACUCACGUUGGUAUUGAGCAGAGUCGUCGUGAUGACCUCGAGUCUCUCGGUUACGUGUACAUGUACUUCAUCCGUGGUUCCCUACCGUGGCAGGGUCUCAAGGCUAAUACAAAGAAGCAGAAAUACGAGAAGAUUAUGGAAAAGAAGAUGAACACGCCCAUUGAGGUGCUCUGCAAGGGCUACCCAGCUGAGUUCCGUGCCUACUUUGAGUAUUGUCGUGCUCUGCGCUUUGAUGACAAACCUGACUACGCUUACCUCAAGCGUCUGUUUAAGGAGCUUUUCUUCCGCAAGGGCUUCCAGUUUGACGCUAUGUUCGACUGGACUGUCCUCAACCUGCGUAGCGGCCGUCGGGAGCGCACCAGCGGCGAGGGCACCGCUCGCGCGGAUCCUCGCCAGGAGGCUCCCCGUGAUGGCCGUCAGAUCGCUUCUCAGGGCCGUGCGUACGUUCGUGAUGAGGCGAAGGAGGGCGAUGCUCAGCUGCAAGCGCAGCAGUCUUACCGCUCGACUGGCUUCCGUGAUGAGAGGCAAGCGGCUAUGGACGCAGGCUACCCUGCUCCUCGUGUGGCCACUGGCACCAGCCGUGACGCUGUCGGUGAAGCGAAGCCGAUAAGCCGGCAGCGUUACUGA
Messenger RNA from Peronospora farinosa, 1200 nucleotides. Lineage: Eukaryota; Oomycota; Peronosporomycetes; Peronosporales; Peronosporaceae. The record is from the annotation of a GenBank genome assembly.